AUGGAGGGAUGUUUUGCAAUUGACCCUGUAGGGAAAAUAGGGGGGUUAGCCUUGUUUUGGAAGGAUAGAGAAGAGGUACAGAUCCAAACUUACUCCCACUGGCAUGUAAGUGCAAGAGUAAGAGAGAGCAAUAAAGGUAACUGGGUUUUUACUGAUUUUUAUGGACACCCUGACACAAGCAAAAGAAGGUUCUCUUGGGAGUUGUUGAAUAGAGUUAAGCCAACAGAAGGCACGGCUUGGUGUGUUGCAGGUGAUUUUAAUGAAAUUCUUUCCUUUAGAGAGAAAGUGGGAGGGAAAUUAAUACCUGAGCACCAACUGAUCCAGUUUCGAGGGGCCAUGGAGAGCAAUAAUUUGUUUGAUGCUGGUUGUGUGGGUAAUAUUUUUACAUGGAGCAAUAGGAGAUAUGUUUUCAGGUUUGAGGCCAGCUGGACAGAUUUUUGCUUAAUGCAAAGCGGAAAGCUUUGUUCAAAGAUGUCUUGGUGGAGGGGUUGGUUGCAAGAAGCUCAAACCACAAGCCCAUCCUAUUAUCCAUUGUGGAACCAAGAAGGAAUUGGAGCAAUAGGAGAUAUGUUUUCAGGUUUAAGGCCAGCUGGUUGA
This is a messenger RNA of Juglans microcarpa x Juglans regia, 597 nucleotides long. RefSeq lists its product as uncharacterized. The record is from RefSeq and is a predicted model, not a curated record. The coding region runs from base 1 to 597 and encodes 198 amino acids. The transcript has a single exon. Lineage: Eukaryota; Viridiplantae; Streptophyta; Magnoliopsida; Fagales; Juglandaceae.